Molecule: messenger RNA, 1633 nt
Organism: Mya arenaria
Lineage: Eukaryota; Metazoa; Mollusca; Bivalvia; Myida; Myidae
Product: ganglioside-induced differentiation-associated protein 1-like
Exons: 5
Coding region: 69-1052 (327 amino acids)
Biological process (GO): mitochondrial fusion; mitochondrial fission
Cellular component (GO): mitochondrial outer membrane
Source: RefSeq, a predicted model, not a curated record
GUUUCGGUCAUAAAGUAGAACAUACAGUCUGUCCAGUUUGGUCACUGCAUUGUCAGUUUGUUUUCAAUAUGGCUGACGUAUCGUUGUAUUAUUUUCCCGGAUCUUACUAUUCUCUAAAGGCAGUUCUAGCGCUGUACGAAAAAGACGUAGAGUUUAAAGACAAGUAUGUGAACAUCCACGCUGGCGAACAAAAUGAAGAAUGGUACCUUCGAAUCAACCCGAACGGGAUGGUUCCGGUUUUACAAAUUGGAGACAAGUAUUACAGUGAAUCGGAGCACAUCAUAGAUGUCGUGGACCACACGUUUAGUUCAGGUCCAACACUUGUACCGGAUGUGGAGACUGGGCUUGGAGCUGAGGUCAAACGAUUUCGGGAGCUCCUGGAUUCCGUCCCAGUGGAUGUAAUCACCUUUGGACUGCUUGCCAACCCUCAGCUUCGCACCACAGAGAUGAAAAUGCCAGCAGCAUUUAAGAAGCUUACAACACCUGCAAAUAUCGCGAAGAAUUUUGCAGCAUCAAUUGAAAAGUACAAGAAACAAUUACAGACAUGCCCAAGCGAUCUUAAACAAAAUAUUGAGAUGAAGCUUCAAAGGAUUACCGAAAGGAGGGACAAAGUUAUGAACACGCUCAAAGUGCAAGCCACCUUGGACGACUUGGAGAGUGUAUUUAACCAACUGGCUGACAGGUUGAAGAAAUCAGCGGCAGAGUGUUCUGAAGGGGAAGAUGUAUGGCUUUGUGGUGCGAGGUUUACCGCGGCGGACAUCACAGCAGCGAUGCUUAUGUUUCGACUCGAGAUGGUCGGAGUUCUUUCGCGUUUUGCAUCACCAAGCGGGCGACAAGAGGUGCUCAGUUACUACACAAGACUUUCUGCGAGACCAACAGUUAAAAGAACCUAUGCCCUAGUAGAGAAAUCGAAGUCUGUGUAUAUGAUGUAUGCCGUGAAAAAGUAUGGGAAAAUUGCGUUGAAGAUUGGACUUGUGGUUGGUUUAGUUGGUCUUGGAUACCUUGGUGUUCGCGAGUACAGCAGAGCAUAUAAAGGCAUAAAAAAUGCUUAAUUGGCGAUGACUUUUAGGAGGUUUUUAUGCUAAAAUAACUGAAUAAAAAAUAGUACUUGCAUCUUGCGUCGUACAUACUAUUCUGUAUAUUUAUGUCACUCUUUAUGAGGUUUAUAUUUCUUAUUUUCUUCAAUAAUGAUUAUUUAUAGAUACUGGAGUAAGUGUGAGUUUAAAGCCAUGUUAACUAGUUCAAAACCACAGUAAAACUCGUGUUCCAGUUAACUUGUGUCCCAGUAAACUUGUGUCCCAGUAAACUCUUGUCCCAGUAAACUCGUCUCGUGUACCAAUAAAUUCGUGUUCCAGUAAACUCGUGUUCCAAUAAACUCGUGUUCCAGUAAACUCUGUCCCAGUAAACUCGUGAUACAUUUAAUAUGUGUCCCAGUAAACUCGUGUUCCAGUAAACGCGUGUUCCAAUUAACUCGUGUCCCAGUAAACUCGUGUCCCAGUAAACUCGUGUUCCAGUAAACUCGUGUUCCAGUAAACUCGUGUCCCAGUUAAUUCGUGUUCCAGUAAACUCGUGUUUCAGUAAACUCGUGUUCCAGUAAACUCGUGUCCCAGUAACUCAUGUCCAAGUAAACUCG